UCUCUGUUUUGACACCUCGACUCAUUUUGAUGGAGGCUUAUUGUAUCUGCUUGGAACUAUUUUACAAACAUAUCAUAUUACUUCCCUUUGCUGAUUCUUUUAAUUUCAACAACUUUGACUAUUUAAAAUACUUUUCCGUGCAAUAAGUGAUGAACUUUGAGUAACUCCAUCAGUCCCAGCAUCCAUAGCCAAAACAUAUUUUCUCCUGUAAUUAGGAUUUUAACAACAAUUUGUUUGGCGUCACCGAAUUUCUCGAUAUCACAGUAACAUAGGAAUCCGAUAUAUUUAGGGAACUUAGCUGAAAACUCACUUCAUAAUUUUCUUCAUCACAAAUCUCCUACAAAAAGAAAAUUUAUAUUGGAUCUUGAAUUUCUAUUACUAAAAAUGUAGAUAAAUUAAAAAAACCUAAACUUACUAGUCUGAAAAUAAAAAUGAAUAACAAAUGUAUUACCUAGCUAUUGAAGUUGAAGUAAAUCCUUAUGAUUCCGAGUUGACUUAAUGUUGUAGGUUUAGUGCUGGACAAGUGAAGGACCAGUCGGACCUGCCGGCAAAAUUGGAUACGCUGGUAGCCCGGGCAUUGCUGGACCUAAGGUGAACCAGGCAAACCAGGCUACAACGGAGCACCAGGUAAAGACGGACUACCGGGAGCACCAAGCACUCAACCCGGCCCGGUUGGACCAAGGACCCGUCGGCAAACCCGGCUACCAUGGCGCUCCUGGAAAAGACGGUGCCGUUGGCCCAGUAGGCGCUCCAGGCAAAGAUGGACUCAACGGCACUCCUGGCGCUACUGGUCCUCAAGGAGAGCAAGGUAAACCUGGAAAAGACGGUUAUCCUGGCGCUGCUGGAGCUCCUGGAACACCCGGAGAUCAGGGACCUCAAGGAAUCCAGGGCGAACAAGGCCCCGCUGGAAAUCCCGGCAGCAUCGGUCCCCAAGGAGAAAUUGGUCCCGUCGGCUGGACUUGAAGGCAAACCUGGCCAAGCUGGCAAACCUGGAUAUCCUGGACCUGUAGGACCAGUUGGACAGAUUGGACUGUCUGGCUUGGAUUGUCUUGGAUUGUUUUGUCUGGCAAAUAAAUAUUAUUACAAUCAAAUGACGUGAAACGUAAGUUGGGGGCCCACCUGGACCUCCAGGAGUUCCUGGGGCUGCUGGUUCCGCUGGAGCUUCUUCCGGUGGUUAUGGUGGUAGCUACAGCCAACCCCAACAAACUACGGUAGUUGGACCACCAGGACCACCUGGACUUCUAUCGUUAGUCGGUCCGAUCGUAC
Molecule: messenger RNA, 1266 nt
Organism: Daphnia pulex (common water flea)
Lineage: Eukaryota; Metazoa; Arthropoda; Branchiopoda; Diplostraca; Daphniidae
Exons: 2
Coding region: 761-1099 (112 amino acids)
Source: RefSeq, a predicted model, not a curated record